This is a messenger RNA of Lodderomyces theae, 3513 nucleotides long. It is a transcript of the gene MED14, whose product is annotated as Med14p. The record is from RefSeq and is a predicted model, not a curated record. Gene Ontology annotation, biological process: regulation of transcription by RNA polymerase II. Gene Ontology annotation, molecular function: transcription coregulator activity. The transcript has a single exon. Gene Ontology annotation, cellular component: core mediator complex; mediator complex. The coding region runs from base 1 to 3513 and encodes 1170 amino acids. NCBI's taxonomy places the organism in Eukaryota, Fungi, Ascomycota, Pichiomycetes, Serinales, Debaryomycetaceae.
AUGGGAGGUGAUCCGCAAAAUGGAACUAUAGCUGACCUGAGGAACGGGAACCUGGGUUCGGUCUCCAUAUCCAAACAGGACCAUGAGCAUCAACAUCAACAUCAACAGCCACCAGCAAUCCCUCACAUCACAGCGAAUCUAAUACCUUUAUCAAACAUCCUCAAGUUUUACGCCCAAGAAGCAUACAAACAAUUAACAGCAGCCAUAGAGAACCUAUCAACCAAUGUCGAAGACGAAUCCGACGUGAGGCGCAAAAAGUACUUUCUCGAUAUAAUUGUUUCCCUCCGACAAGAUCUCCUCAAAGUGUACACUUUAAUCAAAUGGGCCAGUGUAUCACAAGACGUUUCCAAACUCAUUGAUUUACUAAAUUGGUUCCGAUUACAAGAUUUCCAAUUUGACCAUCUAAUGCACCAAUUGGCAGGAUUAAGUGGGUUUGGUGGUGCCAAAUUACCCAAUUUUGAUAUCGAAACUGCUUUGGAAGUGUUUUACAAAAAAAGACCCAUUUUACCGUCGCACAACUAUCUAGAGCAACCGAAAGUUAGUCUGCGUAAAGUGUUGGAAGUAUUGCAAGAUUUGAACUUGGCCUUGAUGACUAAAUUCGCCUUGAUUGAAGUACCUAAGCAAUUUGAAUUUGAAAUCAAGGAUGGUCGUGCUUACAUUGAUGUUGCUAAAGAAUUUCAAGUAUGUGUCACUAUGGCUAAUGAUGAUUUGAAUCAAGAGUCUCCCUUUUACAUGAUUGAUUUCAAGUUUUUAUUUGGUAUUGAUCAGAACGAAACUUUGGCCACUUUUGGUGCAAAUGACCCAGUGGUUACGAGACUACCGACGCAAUCGUAUACCAGGUUGGAAAAAGUGGCUAAUCGAGUUUUGAGUGUGCUGGGAUUGCAUGGCUUGUACGACUUGUUACACAAGUAUGCAAUUUUUUUCAAGGUGUACCUCGUUUACAAACAAAUUCGAAGUUUGUUGAGUACGUUGAAAUGGAAAAAUAGUUUGCAAAUCAAGUAUACGAUGGGGAGCUCUUUGAUUGUGGUGAACUAUUGGUCACUGCAUUUUUUGAAUUCAAAUUGGAAGUCGUUUAUUGAGAUUGGAAUUGAUCGGAGUUUCAACUUGACUUAUAGAUGGUAUCGAAAUGGGGAAUAUGUCAGUGAUGAAACUGUGAAGACGAUUGUGCAAAACCGAGAAGAAGAAGAAGAAGAAGGGGAUGAUGUUGUUGGCGAGGGGAAGAAAGAAGGCGAUGAGAGAGAGCGUGAUGGAAUGGAUGACGACACCGAUUCUCUCUUUAAAGAGGGGAGCGGUACUGGGACACCCAAAAACAAUGUGAAUUCAUCCACUGCUGGCGUCCAUAUUGAAUCAAUCAUUUGCUCGUUCAUGAUAUCACAUUCUGCAGGUAUUAUGAAGACGAUCUUCAAGCUUCUAAGGUCUAAGACCACUGGAAGUAUUGCAAUGAUUGAUGCCCAUCGAAUCCAGUUUUCCGUGUCACCGAAAAAAGUUGCUGUGUUGGCUAUCAACCCAUUAACGGGGUUACUAUAUUUCAUUAAUCCCACGCCCAUUCAAAACCGGUUUUUGAAACGAAUCAAUUCCCCGCCGCCAUUGUUCUCGAAGCAACAACAACAACAACAACAACAACAACAGCAGCAGCAGCAGCAGCAUCUUGUCACAGAGCAUGGUUUUGCUGAGGGCGUUGUCUUCGUACUACAGCAAUUGAUGUUGGAGACAUUCACCAGAGAGGUUAAUAAUUACUUGUUCACUACCGAAUGGAUCCACAAUAGCAUCAUUAAGUUGAAUGACGUCGAAGUGGGCCAUUUAUUGGAGUCGAUUGAUAAAACGAAUACCAGGGACCAGAUAACGGUUCAGUUUUUCCGUCGAAAGCAUUGGCCAUCCACUUGGUUUCUCAUAGUUUUGGUGAAUGGGUUGACUUCAACUACCGCGUGGUGGGUGGCACGUAUCAAAUCGGUUGAUGCUAAUUGGGUGAUUACCUAUUUGCAAAAUUUGGUGUACAAUCCCAAUUUGGAUUAUCAGUUUUUCAAAGAUUUGGGAUAUUCAACGUUUAAAAAGAUCAUUAAUCAUGUAAUUUUGGAUGAAUUGCAUGCCAAUGGGAUUACAUAUGAUUAUGUUUUGGGUGAUGGUGAAAAAGAAGAUGGGGACAAUGUAAAACAGGUCAAGGCCGAACUUGCUGAUCUUGGUUUGACAAUUGCAGUUCCUGUUGGGUCAGGAAAUGGAUUUGACAGUGGCGACAGCAGCAUCGAAGGCGGUGGCAAUGAGGGUCCAGUCUCUGUGAUUUACAAAUCAAUUAUCAAAUUGCAAAAUACAAAUUUGAUCCCCGUUGAGAAUUCGUCACUGCAUUUCUACUUGCAGGUGCAACUCAUCAAUAGAGACAAUGUCAUCAAGAUGGAUUUGAACUUGUAUGGUAAAUUGAAAAACACGUUUGUUAAAAACUCGCCCGAAUUGGCCAAGUUUAAUUUAAAGAUAGAUCAUGACAAGCACAACCUCGAGAUUGCGACUGAGGUUGAUUUGAACAUGAUCAUCAAUGACGGUUUGCAACAGCAGCAGCAAUCGCAACAGCAACAGCAACAAUCACAAUCACAAUCACAAUCGCAGUCUCAUCUACACCAAAAGCAAGGCUUUUUGGAUCCCAUUUUUGAUAAUUUGCAUAAAUUGAACAACUUGCUUCAAAUUCUUGACCAGUUGAAUCAUCACCAUGUGCAAAUCUUGGACAAUUCAAUGGACAGCAUGGUGAUCAAGGUGAAUGACACCAUUGAUAAACUAUUGAUUCAAUUACCUUUGAAUCCCCAGGAUGCGAUUAAGAUUAGUACUGUGGAUACAAAACCCUGGGAGAUUGAGCUUAUUAUCCACUUCUUGAACCAAUAUUUGCAACUGACGAAAUCAAAUAGUAUUGUGCGUGUGCUUCAUUAUCUUGAUGAGUUUGAUCCAGUUUAUCAUGCCGUAAAAAAGGUGCAAGCAUUGCUCAAUGGCCGAGACACCACCUCCCAGUCCAAUUCCAACGUGAAUGGUACCAGCAAUGGCAAUGGAUUUGUUGGUGAGAAUUUUAAGUUGAGUAAUGGACUAAACAAGAUACACUUUGAUGCCGUUUUCAAAAACCUCAAUCUGAUUCAGUUCAUGUUCAAUCUAUCUUCAACCAUAGCCAAUUCGCGCAAGAUUCAAAAGGACAAAAUCUUGAUUUCAUUAUCAUUCAAGAAAAACAAAUUCAAUUCAAGUGGUUUAAAUUCACCAAGCGGUGCCAGUAACAACAACGGCAAUCAUCACGAUUUAAUCAAGGUAUCAUUAAAGAACAACCUCAAUUUGAAAAAUGUCAAGUUCAAACAAUUGUUUGAGUUGAUCUUCAAAAGCAUCUCUGAAAUGGAACGGAAUGAACGCGAUGAAGUGAUCAAUUUGCAACUGAGUCAUUUAUUGAUUAAAUUGAAUUAUGACUUCUUGAUUAGUUGUAAUAUGGUUGAAGAAAUGAUGGAGCGGAUUGCGAAAUGUUUUAUCGAGUACUUGAGACAAGAGUCAAGGUGA